AUGGCUCUACGACCACGGUUGGCCGUGGCCACGGCCCUGGCCCUCGUAGGUCUAGUCACUGGACUUGCCGGCACCGACACCAUUACCUGGGGAGGAGACAAUUCGAGAGCUGGCUACCAAACAAAUCACAACAUGGACCCGGCUGUCGUUGGCAGCGACCAGUUUGGUCAAGUAUUUCGAACCACUCUGCCGGGCGUGUGGGUUGGCCAGCCGGAACAAAUCUUUUCGCAACCUCUCGUUUACACCCCCAACAACGACCCUAGGCAAUACGUGUACUUUGCCACCACUCAAAACAAUGUCUACAAGCUAGAUGCCAAGACUGGCCAGAUACUUGCGUCGCGAAACCUUCACAUUCCCUUCCUGACCGCGGAUCUUGAUGGCUGCGUCGACAUUAACCCAACCAUUGGCAUCACUGCUACUGGCGUCAUCGACCCCGACACCGAUACUCUGUACUUGACCUCAAAGACGUACGUCGAUCAAACUGGCGGCCAAAAGGCCCAAGGCAGGACUGCCGGGAGGUACUAUGUCCACGCUCUUGAUGUCAACAGCCUCGCCGAGCGCCCAAACUUCCCCGUCGACCUAGAGGGCAUCCGUGCCAGCAACGCUCCCGAUCGCAUAUUCAAGGGUGGAAUUCACCACCAGCGGACGGCUCUGCUGCACGAGGGCAACUACGUCUAUGCUGGCUUCGCCUCUCACUGCGUACAGUACGACUUCACCGGCUGGGUCAUUGGCUGGGAUAAGACGACCGGUAAGAUUGUCGAGAACUGGGCCACCGAAGGACAAGGCGUCCCAACCACCGUCAAGGGCGGCGGCAUCUGGAUGUCUGGCGGCGGCAUUGCUUCCGAUGACCAAGGUUCCAUCUUUCUAGCCACCGGGAACGGAUAUGCUUCCCAACUUUCCGAAGCCCCCGUCCGGGGGUUCAACCCUCCAACUUCGCUGGAAGAGGCGGCGCUGCACAUGAGCAUCAACGCCGACGGCAGUCUUCGGCUGGUUGAUUUUUUCAUGCCGUGGGAGAAGCAGGCUCUGGAUGGCGCGGACAAGGACCUGGGCACCAGUCCCCUGGAGAUUCUCCCCAGCCAAUUCUCGUGCGGUGCCAUCAAGCGCAUCGGUGUUGUCACCGGCAAGAGUGGCAAGACAUACUUUCUUAACCUGGACAGCCUUGGCGGCUACAGAAACGGCCCAGACAGGCUGGAUGACGUGAUUUACGUGUAUCAAAACGACAACUCUGUCUACGCCGGUGCUGGUGUCUACCCCCUGGAAGGUGGUUACAUCUACAUCAACGUCAUCCAAUACCCCACCGUUGUCUUCAAGUUUUCUUGCAAUAACGGUGUGCCUUCAUUCGCCAAGGUCGCCCAGACACGGGAAAAGAAUGCCUACAUCCUCGGCGUCAGCCAUGGUACGACAACCUCUCUCAACGGAAGACAAGGAACUGGCUUGUUGUGGAUCACCGACGUGCAGGGGCCAGGUCUCCGCGUGUACGACGCUGUGCCCCAGGCUGGUAGCCUAAACUUGAUCAAGUCCUUCAAAAUCCCUGGGGUAACCAAGUUCACUCGACCCGUCUUUGGCGACGGCAUGGUUUAUGUCGGAACGACUCUAGGUUACGUUUACGGCUUUGGAUCUCCCGUAAACGCUCCUCUGAACUGCACCUCACCAGUAGAUUUUGGGACGGUGAAUAUGAAGAACGGCAGCUCGGCUAAGCCUGUUACAUGCCAAGCUCUCAUACCCCUGACUGUGACAGCAAUCAAGCUCAACGAUCCCAGAGGCAACAACUUUGCCCUCUCGGGACUGCCCACCACGCCUUUGCAAAUGGCUGUCGAUGAUGCCUUCACCAUCAAUGCUACGUUUACGCCUUCUGACGUGGGUUUGCUUUCAAACGAUGUCCUCGUCACCACCACCAACAGUGCCGGCGGCUACAGCACCAACACCCAUGCACGCCUUGCCGGUACAGGACAGAGUGCAGGGCCAUUGCUCCAGAUCAGCCCCAGGAUCCUCUCCUUCAAGAAGGCGAUUACUGGAGCGGACCCCAACGGAGUUUCGGAGCCCUUCUUAGCUUCGAACCUGGGUAAUGGGUUGCUUACGGUGCAGUCUGUGCUGUACUCUCCCAGCAACGCUGACGGGCCGUCCCAGCUAUGGGACGGUCGAGGCGAUUUGGUAGUUGGCAAGUUCACACUGCAGAAGAUUCCCGCCGCCGUUGGUCCCAACUCUGCGGCCAGCGUCAACGUGAAGUUUGACACGUCGACAACUGGCACCUAUUCUUGCUACGUCAAGUUUGUGUCGGACGGGGGCAACGAGACCAUCUCGAUUACUGCGUCAGCUGGGCCUUGGCCCACUGCCCUUUUAGAAUUCCAAACCCCCGAUGGCAGCGGGUGGGUCAAGCAUACGCCGGACACGCCGUUCAGCUUCGGCAACGUCACGCAGAACACUUCCAAGUCGCUAUUGUUUCGCGUGACAAACUCCGCCCCCGAGGGAGCAGUUCCGUUGUCGCUCACUGUAUCCAAGCCCCCUUUCGGCGUCGCAGGACUUGUGCGAUCCCUGAACCAGGUGGACCUCGCCGAGGGCACGUCUCUCAACCCAGGCGAGAGCGCCAACGCCACGCUCAUUUGCAACGCCCCGUACGCGCAAUGGAAUACGGCUCCCUACAACGACACGGCUCGGUGGACCAUGAACACCAACGAUCCGACCUUUGGAAAGCAAUUCAUCCAGUUCUUCUGCAAUGCCGUCGCGGAGCAAGCACCGCCCCUGUUGCCCAGCGGAGAUGGCCGGUUCAAAUACAUUGGUUGCUAUCGAGACAACACUCCCGAUCGCCAGUUGCCAAACCAGAUAUACUCAUCUGAUACCUUGGUCAAUGCAGACUGUAUCCGCGCUUGCCACGCCAAGGGUUAUAUCUACUGCGGCACACAGUACGCGCGUGAAUGCUGGGCAGGCAAUACUAUUCCCAUGAUCAAGGUGGACGAAUCGAACUGCAACUUUAACUGCAUGGGAAGCUUGAAGCAGAUCUGCGGUGGGAAUGGAAACAACAACCCCGGAGCCUACUUGUCCGUAUUCGUCGACAGCCUCUGUGGGCGUGGUGGAUCAACUGAGCCGCCAACAGCCGCUCAGCCGCUCGUCAACUCGGGUGUCUCGGGCUAUGCCAGCAUCGGCUGCUACACUGAAUCUACUACUGGCCGCGCUCUGCCCAACGGAAAGGCCACCGACAAGAAAACGGUGAAGAACUGCGUAGAUGCUUGCAAAUCGAGCGGCUACAUUUAUGCCGGUGUAGAAUACGGAGGCGAGUGCUGGUGCGGCAACGCUUUUACUUCCGGCGCUGUUCCCGCCCCUAUCGCCGACUGCCAGAUGACUUGCAACGACAACUCUACCGAGUUCUGUGGCGGCCGUCUGAGGCUCAACGCAUAUCAAUUUACCCUCGGACCUACCAGUAUCAUGACAGCCACCACUUCACUGCCGUCACCACCCCUUCUCAGUUCCAAUCUUACCCUUGGCACGUCUCCGAGCAGAACCCAAGGCGCCACGGAUUCAAACGCCGCGGCAUUCCCUCCCACGCAGGCCUCUCCUGCCGCGCCAACGCAGACCGGUCCUUUCAGAAGAACCGAGAUUGGCCAGUGGGCUUAUCAAGGGUGCUGGACGCAGUCACUAGAGGGCCGCGCUCUGCGCGAUCGCGUAUUUGCCAGCGACGACAUGACGCUCGAGUCCUGCGCCGAGUUCUGCGCCGACCUGACGUAUUUCGGCGUGGAAUACGGCCGGGAGUGCUACUGCGGCAAGGAGAUUGCCGGGGAAAGUGAGAGGGCCGCAGACCAGCAAGACUGCAGCUUCCUCUGCCCUGGCGACGAGUCGCAGUACUGUGGUGCUGGGUCACGACUGGAGCUGUACAAAAUGGCAAGGCCCCGCCCCACGGCCACGGGAUGGGACGCAGGGCAGGCGCCACAAUCCUGGAACGGGACACGAGGGUGGUCGGCGACCACGAGGCCAUAA
Ustilaginoidea virens is the source of this 3969-nucleotide messenger RNA. RefSeq lists its product as uncharacterized. The coding region runs from base 1 to 3969 and encodes 1322 amino acids. The transcript is spliced from 4 exons. Lineage: Eukaryota; Fungi; Ascomycota; Sordariomycetes; Hypocreales; Clavicipitaceae. Gene Ontology annotation, molecular function: protein binding. The record is from RefSeq and is a predicted model, not a curated record.